Molecule: messenger RNA, 1485 nt
Organism: Rotaria sp. Silwood2
Lineage: Eukaryota; Metazoa; Rotifera; Eurotatoria; Philodinida; Philodinidae
Source: the annotation of a GenBank genome assembly
AUGUCUUACGAAGAAUCAUCAUCAUUCUAUCAAAGCACUUCUGGUGGAAGUGAACUUGUCGGAGGUGAAAAUAGUGUUGCUUUUGAUGGAAAUAUGGGAGGCAUUGCAUAUGGUGGAAGUUUACAGGGUGUUGCUUUUGGUGGAGGUUUAGAAGAUGCAGCACAAGGAAGUUAUUCAAAUUAUGAAUCCACGUCUGCAACAGGUUAUGGAGCUGGAGCUGCUGAAGCAGUUCUUGUUGGUGGCGGAGGAGCUAGUAACGAAUAUUACUCGUCAUCGUCCAAUGCUCAACUUGGAGCUGGUGCUCAAGCAAGUAGUAGUGACUUAGAAACUGGCUUUGAACAGCAAAAUCUUUCAGGAGCAUUCCUAGCUAGUAAUGCCGGUUAUAGUGCUAGCAGCUUAGAACAACAAUCAUUCUCAUCAACAGCUUAUGCAACUGAUGAUCAAGGCCUCUAUAAAGAUCCUAAUCCAGAAGUUAUACGACGACCAGCUCCUGGAGGUCCACAAACAUAUACUCAACGAGUUCUCGUUCGAUUCUUGCAACCACCAGCAGUUCCUCCACCAGGCCCUCUUAUUAUCAAAGAAGUUCGUCCACCUCAACCACCUCCACCUCCUCCACUUUACAUACGACAACGUCCACCACCACCGCCCACGUUGCCACCAAUUGUUAUUCGUGAAGCUCCACCGAAAAUGCCUCCACCAGUAGGCACACAGGUUAUAACAAAGAUGCUUCCAGCUAUACCAGUACCACCGCGUUCAGUAAUCAUUGAACGUUUGCCACCCAUGCCACCUAAACCACGUGAUGUUAUCGUCGAACGUUGGUUACCAUAUCGAACACAACAGAAACGCCGUGUUAUUAUUCAACGAGCUCCACCUCCAGUCAUCCCAAAGCCACGUAACAUUAUCAUUUAUUACGAGGCACCCAAGGCUCAAGUCGUUCGUCGUUUUCAUAAUUUGGGUGUUCAACGUGCUAAUCCAGUUGAGUACGUUGCACGCUAUGGCACUCAAUUGGAAGAUGCUCAAACACUUGUUACACAAGCUCGACAAGCUGGUGUUGUCGAAGAUAUUUCACCUCCUGCUGGUACAGUAUCAAACUUGCAAUCAGCCAGUUAUGAAAGCUAUCAAUCAGGUGGUAUUGGUGCUGGCGUUGGUGCUGCUAAUUAUGAAGUUGUUUCAUCUGCAGCCGAUGGUUAUGGUGUUAGUGGUGGUUUUUCUUCAACCGGAGAUGCCGGUCUUCGUUGGAUCGGAGGUGCUGGUCUGAAUGUAGCCGGUGAUGCUGGUCUUAAUUUGGUUGGCGGUGCUGGUGGAGUCUCAUCAAGCAACUAUGACUCAUCUUCAUCUUAUAAUGCAAGUAGCGGUACUGGUGGUUAUGUUGGAGGUCUUGAAUCAUCAUUCGGUGGUCUUGGUCUCGUUGACAAUUCAAAUAAUGUUGGUGGUGGUAGCAAUAGCUAUGAAUCGUAUUCAUCACAACAAACAUUUACUCAAUAA